Molecule: messenger RNA, 1534 nt
Organism: Lates calcarifer (barramundi perch)
Lineage: Eukaryota; Metazoa; Chordata; Actinopteri; Centropomidae
Gene: coq2
Product: coenzyme Q2 4-hydroxybenzoate polyprenyltransferase
Biological process (GO): ubiquinone biosynthetic process
Cellular component (GO): mitochondrial inner membrane
Source: RefSeq, a predicted model, not a curated record
AUGAAACUGACACCAAGAGACAUGCUGCCCCCUCCAAGCGUUAAAGGAAAAUCAACUGAACAGCAGCACAACAAUGGUGGUACAAACAACUGUGUGCCUCGGUAUUUACAACUUUCAGGCAGCCAGUUGACUUUAAACGCCCUGAGAAGAGUUCACCAUGGAGCCUGUCUUUACUCACUCUCAGACUGCUUCUUUCACAAGAAUGGAGUGAGGACUAAAUAUGGCCUCCACCCAGACUCCAGCGUGUUAGGAAGAGUGUUUUACAGCCAGGGUGCAAUCCACCCAUCAGUCAGACUAUGUGAAACUCAGCACUAUGGGAGAAGGUCAUUUAGUUUAUCAGCUGCUACGAUUGUGAACUCAGCACCAGCGCCUGUCCAGCCAUAUCUCCGUCUGAUGAGGCUCGACAAACCUAUUGGGACAUGGCUGCUGUACCUCCCGUGUACAUGGAGUAUUGCCCUGGCUGCUGACCCUGGAUGCCUCCCAGAUCUGGGCAUGCUCACUCUGUUUGGUACAGGUGCUCUGUUAAUGAGAGGAGCAGGCUGCACCAUCAAUGACAUGUGGGAUAAAGACUUUGACAAAAAGGUAUCCAGGACAGCCACUCGCCCCAUUGCCUCAGGGGAGAUUUCUCGAAUGCAGGCACUAGUCUUCCUGGGAGGGCAGCUCACACUUGCACUUGGGGUCCUUCUGUGUCUCAACUACUACAGCAUAGCUCUGGGUGCUGCUUCGUUAUCUCUUGUCAUCACCUACCCACUGAUGAAGAGGAUCACAUAUUGGCCACAGUUUGUGCUAGGCCUCACUUUUAACUGGGGAGCGCUGCUUGGCUGGUCCGCUGUUCAGGGCUCCUGUGAUUGGUCUGUGUGCCUCCCACUGUAUUUCUCAGGAGUGAUGUGGACGCUGAUAUACGACACCAUAUAUGCACAUCAGGAUAAGGAGGAUGACGUCAAGGUAGGAGUCAAAUCUACUGCACUGAGGUUCCAGGAGCAAACCAAAUCUUGGCUGAGUGGCUUCACAGUGGCCAUGAUGUCAGGACUUGUUGUAGCUGGGAUCAAUGCUGAACAGACCCUCCCUUACUAUACUGUGCUGUCUGCAGUGGCCAUCCACCUAACGCACCAGAUUUACACCUUGGACAUCAACAAACCAGAGGACUGCUGGAAGAAAUUUGUGUCGAACAGAAAUCUUGGACUAUUGUUAUUUUUAGGCAUUGUUGCUGGCAACUUGUGGAAAGAAAGAAGAGAGAGUUUGCUGCAAAAUGAGGAAGUAUGAUGAAGUGAGAAGAUCGGUGCACAGCAUAUUUUAUUACAGCACAUACUACAUCAUUGCACACUAUGUUUUGUGAUUUUGACAAAGCUCUACGAGGGAUCAAAAAGAUGUGCUGUAAACUCUGUGAUUUUAACCCACACAGUAAAGUAACUGUGUAAAUUUCUUUGCUCAUAAAACAUAAUUUACAGUUACUGGCUUUAAAAAAUAUUUAUAAAUUCAACUGUAUUUUGAGAUUCAAUUAAAUAAUAAAAUCAUUUUACAUGUGUAGUGAAAA